Sungouiella intermedia is the source of this 1935-nucleotide messenger RNA. NCBI's taxonomy places the organism in Eukaryota, Fungi, Ascomycota, Pichiomycetes, Serinales, Metschnikowiaceae. The record is from the annotation of a GenBank genome assembly.
AUGAGUCAGUCGGCGUCCCCCACCAACCGAAACUCCAUCUUUGGCUGGGUUAAGAAUCUCAAGCGCGCAGGUGUCACCCUGAACGACUCGCUUAACGAGGUCUCCGAUGACCUUGCAACUUCAGAGUCCAAAUCACCAUCACGCCUGCUGUUUUCCUUUCACUCCCCCAGCUCACAACUUCUCCCGCCCCAACUGGCCAUCCCUCUCCCCGUCCCAUCCAAAGAAUCGGCCCCUGUUGCCCAUUCUCAUCUGCUGGGGCACCUGGACUUCCUCCGCCCACUCUUGAAUCACAAGUCCCGCUCGACGAACAAUGUCAAUAGAAUCAGAUCAAACUCCAACUCCAACCAGAGUGCACAGGAUAGCUUCAAUCUCCGCCAGCACCGAGAUUCUUUUUUGCAAAGCAAUCCUUUGGUGGACGAGAACCUGAAGUACUUCGGCGUGCCGCUUGAGGACGCCAUAAAGGAAGCUUCUGCAAAAAUCUCCAUUCUCGGUACUGAAUCCACCUCCUCUGACGUGCUUCAGUAUGGUCGUAUCCCCAUCGUGGUCGCGAAGUGUGGGGUAUUCCUCAAGAAGAAUGGCUUGACUGUGGAAGGCAUAUUCCGUGUCGGUGGCCUGUCAAAACGUAUCAAGGAGCUUCAGAUCAUCUUCAGUACUCCGCCAGAGUUUGGUAAGAAACUUAAUUGGGACGGCUAUACUGUCCAUGACGCGGCCCUGGUGCUCAGACGCUACCUCAACGCUUUGCCUGAACCUUUGAUUCCACUCCAGCUCUAUGAAGACUUCCGAGAUCCAUUGCGCACGAGACAGAGAAUCAUUAAAUACAUGAAGUACAAGUCGGAAAACCCCCGCACGAAGAUGUCUCUGGCAGCGGGUCAUGCUCUGCCUCCACGAGCUCACUCACCCAGACUGCUGGCCAUUGCUCAGCCUCCAGUGCAGCAGGCGUCGAAUGAAGCAUCUCCUAUGAUUGCUGCGAAUUCUGCCAACUCUGCCAGUUUAUCGACCCCUCAGAUUUCACCAGUUCCAAGUCCAUAUCCUCAGUCGGAAACUACAUUUGCAGGGAACGGCUCAUCCUCAAAAAUAUUACCUACCGACCUGGAGCGUGAUGACAACUUUUUGGAUGAAAGGUCUUCUGAGCCUAGUGCCCUUCUGGAAAUGAAAUUGUCUACUUCAGAUGUCGUCGACUCCAAGGGAAACUCGAGUCCGAAGAAACAGGAACAUGACUCUAAACAUAGAUCUUCUCAAAAGAUCAGAACUUACAAGAAACUCACCCGCGAUGUUUAUGAUGCUAUCGAUGACUUCAAGUUGCUUUUGGAUGAACUUCCUGGUCUAUCCAGACAACUUCUUUUUUAUAUUUUAGACUUGCUAGCCAUGGUCCAAAAUAACAGCAGCGAGAAUCUCAUGUCGUCUCGCAAUCUAGCUGCCAUUUUCCAGCCUUCCAUCUUGCUGCACCCAAGUCACGAUUUGGACCCUGAGGAAUACGCAUUGUCGCAAUCUGUGGUUGAAUUUUUGAUCCAGUACGCUUACAAGCUUUUACCCAGCAGCGAACCUCCUGUGUCUAGAAAUUCUCCACAACCUGAGCAGUCGACCACUGAAUUCCCAAAGUUGUCUCCCGAAGAGAACACGCUCGGAGUUCGAAGUUCAGGGAGACCUCAUAGCCGGUCACUUUCGUCGCCAAACCAUGUGGACUUGGUUGGGUAUACAACCACAAACAAGGCCGCCCGAGGUUUGACCUUAUCUGAUACUGAGUUUGCUAGUGCCAGCAGCGACGAAGAAUAUACCGAGGAACAUGGAUCGGGCCUACCGAAGCCAUCGGCAGCAACAAACCUCUUGCAUGUUUUGGGUGCACCAGCCGAGGCAGAGGAGGAGUCACCCGCCUCUGCAGCAUCUACUGCACCCCCUAUUACGAUUUCUGAUGUUUCCCGUGAGGUUGGCACCUAG